UUGUUUUGUUUAUUGGUUACAACUCACAAGCCCAACAACCAUUCAAGUCAGCGGGGUUUGGAGAGAAAGAAACGCAUCUUCCUCCUCCUUCUCAUUCUCUAUCUUGAAGGAAAGCAACGAACGAACAAUCAGCGUAAUAGAGAUGAUGAUGAUGAUGGCUUCCAGAACCCACCGCCCUGCAAAAGCAGCAGGCAUGUCUCUCUUUGUUGUUCUUCUAGUCUUGAGCUCUUGCUGGAUCUCUAAUGCAAGGGAACUGACAACUAGUACCCAUCUUUCUGGUGAAGAAAAUGAGAUUGUUAAGUCAGAAAAGACAUCUGAAACUGGAAAGGUUGAUUUAUGCACGUUGUGUGAACAAUUCAGUGCUGAGGCAGUUAUAUACCUUUCAGAAAACAAGACACAGACUCAGAUCAUAGAAAUCCUUCACAAAUCCUGCUCUCGCCUAGUUAACCUUAAGCAGCAGUGCGUAACUUUGGUGGACUAUUAUGCUCCAUUCUUCUUCUUGGAGAUAGAAACGAUACAACCCGAUACCUUCUGCCAGAAGGUCAAUCUUUGUAAUGCUGUAUCUGAGGAUAAGUGUGAAGUAUGCCACCAUGUAAUUGAUGAAGCUCUAACUAAAUUAAAAGAUCCAGACACCCAGUUGGAGGUUAUUGAACUGCUUCUCAAGGCAUGUAAUGCUGUCAAGGGCCGUGCCAAAAAGUGUAAAAGAAUGGUUUUAGAGUAUGGACCACUCGUCUUUGCCAAUGCCAACCAUUUUCUUGAGGAAGCAGAUAUUUGCACUUUGAUGCAUGCUUGCCCUUCUUCGUUCGUCGUGAUCAAGCAACAGCCACCAUUGUUGUCGGAGAAUGCAUCCCUUACAAGUUCCUCAAUAUGAUGAACGAAUCAAAGAAUACUCACUUUUUACCAUCUCUGUAAUAUCAAAUGGGAAUGUCUAUCUAUUUUCAUGUGAAAAUUUCUCCCCAAAAGGGUUUAUUUGUAAAGUAUGUAAAAAAUUAUUUCCAUUGAUACGAUACAAUGCCCUAAACUAACUGUGUAUGUGC
Messenger RNA from Impatiens glandulifera, 1037 nucleotides. Its product is annotated as prosaposin-like. Gene Ontology annotation, biological process: lipid metabolic process. NCBI's taxonomy places the organism in Eukaryota, Viridiplantae, Streptophyta, Magnoliopsida, Ericales, Balsaminaceae. Bases 143 to 871 code for a protein of 242 amino acids. The record is from RefSeq and is a predicted model, not a curated record. The transcript is spliced from 4 exons.